AUGUUCAAAGCGUCAUCACCAACGCAGAGCCUGUGCAGAGCUUCAACUACCUGCCGCGCUGCAGCAUCCAGAAGUGCAAGACCCACUCAUGCCAUCAUCUGCGAAUCCGGUCACAGCUCCGUAUGCAAUCGGAGGUUGGAUCAGCGAUGCCUUCAUAUGAGCUGCGCUUGGCGACUUGACGAGAAGGCGGACAAGAGUCGCUUUGAGCAGUCCAGAUCUAGAUCUGCCGGCAGAGGGACGAGUGCAUCCGAGGCAACUUCUUCGAGAACAGCAUUCGAACAGCGAACAAUCCUGGAUCAGCUGCGUAGCGCACAGAGCGCGAGUGGCAGCAGCAAUGGCAAUACUUCGCAGAUCCAAGGCAAAAGCGUACCGAUAGGACGCAUAAGCCCAUCCUCUCGAUUCACUGAUCCUCGUGCAGCAUCCGAUCACAGUGCUGCAGCAUCUGCAACUUCUGCUUUGCCUGGUGGAGGGUUGGGAUUGGGCGCGAUGAGGAACCCUUUGGGUAUGGGCACCUCCGCUGAGACGGGCACCUGGGAUCGUCUGGCAGGCGGUGAAAAAGAAUGGUCUGAAUUGAAAGGUCGGGAGAAAGUCUUUAGAGCUUCAUUGAACACGUCGCGACUUACCAUCGUUCUCAUCGGUGGUACUCUAACGCUCGCCGUAUUUUGGAGCGUGUCCACCGAGCUCUUUGCAAGUAAUUCGCCCACAGUCAUCUUCGAGGACGCUUGCAAGCGAAUCAACAGGUCCGACGAGAUCCGCCAACACUUGCUGCCACCUCUCAAAUUCCACUCUCGCGGAACGGCAGCGGCAAGCUCGGCCGACGAUGCCGCUACCACGCUGCACUUUCGCAUCAGCUCCAAAGCUCGUGGAGAAUCGCUGACUAUGUUUGAGCGGGCGCGGCAAGCGACUUCGGACGCAGCGAUGAAGACGGGUCAGGCAGCAUUGCAAGCGCUGGAAGAUCUUGCACAGUGGGCAAAUCUAGAUGCCCAGGAUCAAGCGCAGGGUUCUAGAGCUCACUAUCCCGUGACGAGCAACGGUACUGCGCCCGGAGAAUCUUGGAGCGUGCCCAAUUGGCUGGCUGCUCCUUUCCGUGCGCUGAGCUCUGGAUUUGGAAGUGCGUCUUUGAGAGGGAAUGGAGGACCCGGCACGUACACUUCCGCCGAUGUCUGGGCCAAGCUGGAAAAGGACGCUCAUGGCACAUUGCAAUACGUGCAGCUGUAUGCCGACAUUCCAUCAUCUGGUGUAGGAGCUCGACAUCGCGUGUGGAUCAUCAAACGCAAAGGCGACGUGGUGAGAUAG
Molecule: messenger RNA, 1296 nt
Organism: Ceraceosorus guamensis
Lineage: Eukaryota; Fungi; Basidiomycota; Exobasidiomycetes; Ceraceosorales; Ceraceosoraceae
Exons: 4
Coding region: 1-1296 (431 amino acids)
Biological process (GO): protein import into mitochondrial matrix
Cellular component (GO): TIM23 mitochondrial import inner membrane translocase complex
Source: RefSeq, a predicted model, not a curated record